AUACGUUUGAAAUUAUUUACCAUCAUGUCUAGUAGCGGGUCUGCUGAGACCGUGGAAGUCUUACAACUACAAGUCAAAGAGGAGGAGGAAUCAGUAGAACCUUCCAUGUCUGAAUGGUCUUCUCUCGUCAUACAUGUAGAAGCCCCUAAUCAGAAAAAAGUACUAUACGAACAGGGUCUCUACGACCCUGGAAGUGGAGAAAUAUGUGCCGCUUACGUCGCCCAGUCCGACAGCGCAGUCUUCAGACACGUUUACUACAAUUACCCCUGCGUCCUCGACCCUGGGAUAUCGCACGCGUUAUUAGGACCAGCGCCUAGACCCAUCUACCCUGACGACGGCCAAGAACUGUACCUAACUUUAUGCAAGCAGAUGAAUCAGACCCCGGUUGGAAUUUUCCACAGAGCGUUGCUCGGAGAUAAGGCAGACUUGAGCUAUUACUGCGUUAAUCCUUACGGCAUCCAGGCUAUGACCAAGAGUCUGAUCAACAAUAAAACGCUUACCAGCAUUAACUUGACGGACAACUUUUUAAACGAUGACGCUUGCUUCCAUUUAGGUGAGAUGCUGAUGACUAAUAAUGUGAUAACUGAGUUAAAUCUUUCGGGAUGUAGGAUUGGGCCGAGCGGAGCUCUCAGGAUAUGUGCAGGACUGCCAAACAACAAGGUUUUAAAGAUGCUCAAUCUUAGUGGGAAUCAGAUGGGUGAUGCUGGUACUGAGCACUUCGCUGAAGCUAUAUUCUCUCGAUCUGAUGUUCAGGAAGUUAAUCUCUCCAACAAUGGCGUCAGCGGAAAAGGUGUACAAACUCUUGCUGAGGCUAUAGAGUGGAACAACAAUAUAACACACUUAGACCUAUCUCGCAACCUUCUGUUUUCCUUCCCUUCCGGACUCUGCAACCUACUCGUUGAGUUAGGCAACAGCGAAAUACUAAAAUAUAUAAACUUAUCAUGGAACAGUUUAAGUGGCACCAAAAUAUCCGGAGCAAUAAAACAGAUUUUCAAAGCAAAAAACUUGCAACAUUUAGACAUCAGCAAUAACAAGCUAUCGUCCACAGAAGUCGCGACGGACCUGACCGUCUUUAUGGCGAAACCCAAGAAAAUGAUCACUUAUAACGUUGCAUACAACCCCAUUAGCUCGGCGGAUUCCAUACUCUUUAUAAAUAAAUUACAAUCCAAGUUAGUUAAAAUACAGGAACUUGAUAUGGAUGGUAUUACUGUAAAUGAAGGCUUUAUAAAAGUAUUAAACGCUAUGAAGCGAUUACCAAAUAAACAAAACGUGGAAGUAACUUAUGGAUAUGUAGAAGGAUUACACAAGGUAACAAGUCCAGACCCGAGAGAGACGACGUUGAACAGAGUAGAGUAUAUAUGCAAGAAGCCUAAGAAAAACAAAAUCGAUAUAGCGCUAGUGAUUUACCAACUAAUGAAAGAGGGAAGCAAAAUAUUAGAAAUAAAGGAAUUCUCAGAUGCGCUUACAUCCGCAGGAGUUUCUUUAGAUGACGGGCUUAUAGCAGAGUUAGCUUACAUUUUCCCUGGGCCUACCUCUAAAAAGGGGGCGAAGAGGGUUGAUGUUACGAAGAUGGGGGAGUAUAUGAUGAGGAAAUGGCCUGAGAGGAAGCUGCCGCCGACGCCGCCGCCUGAACCGGAGCCUGUUGUAGUUCCAGUGAAGGGGAAGAAGGGAGGGAAGGAAGCUAAGGGAAAGAAGUAG
This is a messenger RNA of Cydia amplana, 1698 nucleotides long. Its product is annotated as leucine-rich repeat-containing protein 74B-like. The record is from RefSeq and is a predicted model, not a curated record. The transcript has a single exon. The coding region runs from base 25 to 1698 and encodes 557 amino acids. Gene Ontology annotation, molecular function: protein binding. Lineage: Eukaryota; Metazoa; Arthropoda; Insecta; Lepidoptera; Tortricidae.